Molecule: messenger RNA, 1590 nt
Organism: Daldinia loculata
Lineage: Eukaryota; Fungi; Ascomycota; Sordariomycetes; Xylariales; Hypoxylaceae
Product: RmlC-like cupin
Exons: 2
Coding region: 403-1278 (291 amino acids)
Source: RefSeq, a predicted model, not a curated record
GUAUAAUAAGCAUGAGCUAAUUCGUUGUAAGCAAUCUUUUGACUAACACUUCUCCGUAUUAGGAGAGGUGGCCAGGUGAAAAUGCAAUAGCGGAGUGCGCGACUAACCUUAUAGGGUCAUAGUUCGUCCCAUUGAGUCUCUUAAAAGUUCAGAUUGAAGUUCAAGACUAAUGAAUUAGAAUACGAGACGUAUUUAUGCGUACAAGCUCGCUCUGAAAUUAAAUCCAAAAAAUAAAUCUAAGCCAUCUUAUGUGAUAACCGUCAAUCUUAUACCGCUUGACAUUAACCAUCAUCUAUCUAUAACUGCCUAACAGGUAACCUAGUAGGCAAUUAACCUUUACGAUUAAGAACUCGUUUCUAUUUUCUAUAAUCCGAACUCAAACUUCGAGUUAAGGCUCAGUAUAUGAACACUAUUAAGAACACAAUGUCUAAAAUGCUCUCGCAUGCUAAAAUCACUCCUCACCGGUCGGCUGCCCGUGGGCAUUCGGAUCACGGCUGGCUCAACACUUACCACAGCUUUUCGUUCGCCGACUGGUACGACCCUAGGUUUACGCACUUUGGCUCGUUGAGGGUAUUAAAUGAAGACCGAGUCAAGCCGAAUUCGGGGUUUCCAACACACCCUCAUCGCGACUUUGAGAUUUUUAGUUACAUCAUCUCCGGCGAACUAACCCACCGGGAUAGUAUGCUUCGUAAGGGUGCCGAGGGUGGGCAGUCGGACAAGUUUUAUCGGAUGGGUCGAGGGGAUGUCCAGUUUACCACCGGGGGCACGGGCAUUGCGCAUUCCGAACAGAACGAGCACGCAAGAGAUACGGUUCAUUUCCUCCAGAUCUGGGCAAUUCCGUGGAAACGAGGACUCACCCCUAGAUACCACACUCGCCAUUUUGAUGACGAGGAGAAGCGCAAGGGUUUCGUGCCUAUUUUGAGUCCGCUCAAGGGUGGUCCGGAGGCUACAUUUGAGCAGGAGAAAGUUGCCGAGCCGACAAUUGAGGGGACCAUACCUAUUCAUGCCGACUUCGUCAUGGGAGCCGCUUUAAUCCCGCCUCAGGGAAGAUUCGAUUGGGUUAUUGGGGCCCACGCCGCGGAGAGCAGCAGGAGAAAGGUGUACGUUCAUGUUCCGAUGACGAAGAAGGGACAAGCAAAAAUCCGACUCGACGGUCGUGACGAGGUUCUUAACGAAGGCGAUGGCGCAUUUAUUGAUGGUGUUAAUGCGGGGGACAGGUUGACUGUGGAAAGUAUUGGUGAAGUGGAAGCCGAGGUCGUGGUUCUCGAUACAGCGUGAUUAAUCAUUUAAAUCCCGUUUAGUUUUACUUUUAUCUCUUCGGGAAUUGUCUUCCUUUGUUGAAAGAGAAAAAUGAGUAUCUACUCAUUGGCGAAGAGCACCUAACUUACCUAGUUAAGUGGCAAAUAUAAGCAGCAUUUAUUUCAAAGGUAUAGACGCAUAUGUAACCAGUAUCAUUACCAAGUUAUAAGUCGUCGCCCGAGCCUGGUAUACACAUAGGUAUGGAUGCGCAGGUUAGAUUCUGCGCAAUUGCGCAAUGGUUGUGGAGGGGAAAACUGUCAGCAUUCACCACCUCAAAAUAAUCCAAAUCUC